AUGGAGCUCGCUGGAAGUUUGGUGCUGCGCGCAGCUCUCCUUAUGCUCUCGCUGGGACUAAUGGGCGCGCGGGCGGACACCUUCAAAGUGAGCACCCCUCACUUCCUCCAUAUCAAAGGUGUGGAGGUGAACGCAGGACAGACAGCCACGUUUCACUGCACCGUCAAUGGACGUCCGCAGAGCAACCUGCUGCUGUACCUGCAGGGAAUGGGCGGUCGGCAGGCCGCGGUACGGGAAACCAAACCGCUGAAUGCUCGGCGUUAUGUGGCGAGCUUCAAUGUGGACAACACGACCAAAGGAGACUCUGGACGCUACCGCUGCAUCGCCCAAUCAGAGCGAGGGGUGGGCGUGUCCUCCUAUGCUGACCUCACAGUCAAACAGCCCCCUGUACCCAUCGCCCCUCCUCAGCUGACAGCAGUUGGUGCCACCUACCUGUGGAUACAACUUAACGCCAACUCGAUCAAUGGGGACGGACCAAUCACUGAGCGAGACGUUGAGUAUCGGACGACAGCAGGCAUGUUGAUCGACACCACACCGGUUGAUAAGCCCACUCAUAAAAUCGGGCAUCUGGACCCCGACACAGAGUAUGAGAUCAGUGUGCUCCUCACCAGGCCCCUGGAUGGAGGCACAGGGAACCCCGGGCCACCGCUCAGAGCCAGGACCAAGUGUGCAG
Messenger RNA from Pundamilia nyererei, 673 nucleotides. It is a transcript of the gene ptprma, whose product is annotated as protein tyrosine phosphatase receptor type Ma. The annotation marks the transcript as partial. The transcript is spliced from 5 exons. Gene Ontology annotation, molecular function: protein binding. NCBI's taxonomy places the organism in Eukaryota, Metazoa, Chordata, Actinopteri, Cichliformes, Cichlidae. The record is from RefSeq and is a predicted model, not a curated record.